AUGUCCGGGCUGGAAAAGGCGUUGUUCAACCUCAAGUUCACAGCGAAGCAAUUGAAUCGACAAGCAGCAAAAGCCGGCAAGGACGAGCAGACCGAGAAGGCGAAAUUGAAAAAGGCUAUCCAACAAGGCCACUCAGACAUCGCCAAGAUCUAUGCUCAAAAUGCGAUACGGAAGCAGAAUGAGAAGCUCAAUCUUCUACGUCUGGGCUCGAGAAUAGAUGCUGUGAGCUCGAGGGUACAGACUGCUGUUACGAUGCGACAGGUGACGGGCAGUAUGGCGAAUGUUGUUAGGGGUAUGGACAGCGCUAUGAAGAGUAUGGAUCUGGAGAAGAUCUCGGCAGUAAUGGACCGCUUCCAAACACAAUUCGAAGAUUUGGAUGUGGCUACUGGAUACUAUGAGAAUGCGACUUCACAAUCGACGGCUGUCGCGACACCUCAGGACGACGUUGACAAGCUCAUGAGCCAGGUUGCUGACGAGGCCGGUGUGGAGCUUUCACAGGAGAUGGCUGGCGCGACACCAGCGAAGGACCUCAAAGCUGCGCCCGAGGAGGAGAGGGAGGACAAACUUGGAGAGCGGUUGAGGGCUUUGAGGAAUUAG
Recurvomyces mirabilis is the source of this 597-nucleotide messenger RNA. RefSeq names its product Vacuolar-sorting protein SNF7 (gene DID2). NCBI's taxonomy places the organism in Eukaryota, Fungi, Ascomycota, Dothideomycetes, Mycosphaerellales, Teratosphaeriaceae. The transcript is spliced from 3 exons. Gene Ontology annotation, biological process: late endosome to vacuole transport; endosome transport via multivesicular body sorting pathway; protein transport. The record is from RefSeq and is a predicted model, not a curated record. The coding region runs from base 1 to 597 and encodes 198 amino acids. Gene Ontology annotation, cellular component: multivesicular body; ESCRT III complex.